Gloeophyllum trabeum ATCC 11539 is the source of this 1644-nucleotide messenger RNA. Its product is annotated as alpha/beta-hydrolase. Gene Ontology annotation, molecular function: hydrolase activity. The coding region runs from base 1 to 1644 and encodes 547 amino acids. Lineage: Eukaryota; Fungi; Basidiomycota; Agaricomycetes; Gloeophyllales; Gloeophyllaceae. The record is from RefSeq and is a predicted model, not a curated record. The transcript is spliced from 9 exons.
AUGCGCGGUUCUCUGGAAGGCAUUCGCCUCUUGACGGGUGUUAUCGUGUUCGCCUGUGGGAUCGCGGCUCAGUCCACGGCCGGCGACAUCGUCAACACCGGUUACGCAAGUUACAGGGGGAACGUAUCCUACUCGAACACGGUUGCGUACCUUGGAGUACCGUAUGCCGAGCCCCCCUUGGACGAACUGAGGUUCCGUGCCCCUGUUCCGCUGAACACCACACGAGUUGCGUGGGAGGCCAACGGACAGGUCGUAGACGCGACCCGAUACCCUGAAUUCUGUAUUCAAGGCUCAACGGGAGCCGGAGACGCUGGCGGUGCUGGAAGCGAGGACUGUCUCAAUCUCAAUAUAUAUGCACCGUACGGUGCUACCAGAGGAAGCAACUUGCCGGUGCUGGUCUAUGUUCAUGGCGGAGGCUAUUUCUAUGGCAGCCCGUCCACCACACCCUUCGACCAAUGGAUAAACCAAUAUCCCUACGUAGUCAUCGUAGCCGUCUACUAUCGCCUUGACUCGUUUGGCUUCCUCUCGCACCCCGAUUUCCGUAACGGAACUCUGGGAGAUAAUAACGCUGGCUUCCGUGACCAAAUACAGGCACUCAGAUGGAUUAACCAGUACAUUGACGCCUUCGGUGGUGAUCCAGGGAAGGUUACCAUCGACGGGCAGAGCGCUGGCGGGUCAUCAGUAGAGCUCCACCUGGUCGCGAACGAAGGAAACCAGACGCUAUUCUCAGGCGCGAUUGCGCAGAGCGUGUACCGGACUCCGGUUGCACUGCCUGAGGAGACCGUGCCGGAGUUUGACUUUUAUGCCAACUACGCUGGCUGCGGCUCGGGGGGUCUAGCCGAGCAAAUGGCGUGCCUUCGCAAUACCAGCAUCGGCACCUUGGCUAGGGCUCAGGACGCGGCUCACUACAAUGACACCUUGCGGUAUCAUUUGUUCCAACCCAUAGUCGAUGGUGCGAUCAUUACGGACUACCCUACCAGAUCAAUUCUUCGUGGAGAGUUCAAAAACGUUCCCCUUAUUGUCGGGGCUACCUCCAACGAGACAUUAGCCGAUGGCCCUACCAUUCCAGCGGCACUGAAGGCAUACUUCCCGGGGCUUACCGAGUUUGAUCUUGAAGGACUCGUUUCGUUAUAUUCGGCCUCCGGAUAUUCGUCUACCGACGAACAAACCAGGAUUGCCACCGGGGAACCAUCAGUCAGAUGUGCUCGCUCCAUAAUGGGUGCAGCCCUCUCAGUACGCAACAAUACGUGGACAUACCGCUACAAUCAGAGGAAUCCUACUCAGGCUGCUAAUGACACCGCCGUCGAGCACUCCGCUGAGAAUUGGAUGAUGUUCCAAGGCACGAACCUUGGGUUUAACGGGACUUCAACAUUCUCACCCAUGACAGCUGUUGAGCAAGCCUUCGCGUCGGAGCUAUUCGCUUAUUGGCUCUCUUUCGUACGCUCUGGCAACCCCAACACGUACAAGCUAGGACGCUCGCCCGACUGGCCACAGUAUUCUUUGACGAAUAGGUCCCGAAUUGUCUUGCAGCAAGACCUGCAUAACAGGACAACAGCUAGCGGAAGUUAUACGGAAGUCGAGUCGGUCGCGGAAAGUCUCCGAUGUGCUUUCGUGGCUGGCAAGGAAGACCACAUGCAAGCCUAG